UUUCUGGUCUGCAGAUUGGAAUCGAUGCGAAACACGUGAGACUGCCGAACACGUCGACUCAGGAGGAGGUCUUGAGGAGCAUCCUGUCUGUCAACGAGAACCCGUCCGUCCACGGUCUGAUUGUCCAGCUUCCUCUGGACUCUGUGAACGCCAUCGACACCGAACUCAUCACCAACGCCGUCUCUCCAGAGAAAGACGUGGACGGUCUCAGCUGUAUUAAUGCGGGGAAGUUAUCUCGAGGAGAUCUGAACAACUGUUUCAUCCCCUGCACCCCCAACGGCUGCAUGGAGCUCAUCAGACAGACAGGCGUGUCUGUGGCGGGGAAACACGCGGUGGUCAUCGGUCGCAGUAAGAUCGUCGGAGCGCCGAUGCACGACCUGCUGCUGUGGAAUCACGCCACCGUGACCACCUGCCACUCCAAGACCCCCGACCUGCCAGAACAGGUGGGCCGGGCUGAUAUCCUGGUGGUGGGGGCGGGGCGAGCAGAGAUGGUGAGAGGAGAGUGGGUGAAGGAGGGCGCCGUGGUCAUCGACUGCGGGAUCAACCACGUCCCAGAUGAGUCGAAAGCGAGCGGUAAGCGGGUGGUGGGCGACGUGCACUACGCCUCGGCCAAUCAGAGGGCAGGGUUCAUCACGCCGGUUCCUGGAGGGGUCGGGCCGAUGACGGUGGCGAUGCUGAUGGAGAACACGGUGCAGAGCUCUCAGCGCUUCCUGCUCAGGAAACGCCGUGGCUGAGACGCCGCUGCUGAGCCGCCGCAGGACGCCUGUCAGUCAGAGUUCAGGGUCACUCUGUGCUCCGCAGCAGGAAGAGGAGGCCGUCGUCAUGGAAACAGCAGCAGAGACAUCCCAGCCGUGAGGUCGACAGGAAGUGAUCAAACAUCAGAUCCGUGCUUCGAUUAUUGAGUCAAAUCAAUAAUAAACUGAUCGAUCAUCAGUUUGUUAACAUCCUGACGAUCAAUGAAGUUUCACCUGAAAACAAUAAAAAAACUGACGUAUCUGACAUCUGACGUGUACAUUUAUGGUUCAAUUUAGAUCCGUGUUAAAUUCACCCAAAAUAAACAGACAUGAUGUCAUCACGAUGUCGUCAUGAUGUCAUGACUGACAGCUGUGAUGUCAUCGGUUAUUAAAGUGAUGAUUUUAUUUUUUCUUAACUUCAUGUUUCAGUUUAAUCAAU
Molecule: messenger RNA, 1173 nt
Organism: Plectropomus leopardus (leopard coralgrouper)
Lineage: Eukaryota; Metazoa; Chordata; Actinopteri; Perciformes; Serranidae
Source: RefSeq, a predicted model, not a curated record